GUGAAGUGCGGUCGCGACGGAGCCGGUUCGACAAGCCGCAUGCGAGCUGGAUUGAGAGCGCACAAGUAAAAGUGUAAAGAAAGUUCCCAGAUGCUUAAGUUUCAUAAGUUUUACGGAAUUUUUACAAACCGGCAAUAAGUGUUGCGACAGACGUAAUUUCGGCUUAGCGGCGCGCAGACAUCAAAAAACGGUCAACGCACACAACAUUCGAACCGGCUUAAACGGUAGCACUAAAGCUAAACAGCAGCUAGGGAAGUCAGAGAGGGAGAGAGAGUGGGGGGCAUAGGCUGUAUAACACAAAAAUACUUAUUUUCAUAUAGACACAUAAAAAUUUGCAAUUAUGUUGCAAGGUAUGAAGGCAAAUCAGCUGGUUUUGUGGUUGCUGUUGUCGCUAUUUUUAGCCAGCCACGCAAUCGAGCUGUUGGAACAGAAUACCAAUGAACUAUUGGAACUGAAGGCAACAAAUGCAACGCAGACAAAUCAAACCGCCUCAAUCAAGGCAGCUAGCGAUGCCAUACCACGACAAUAUCCACCACAAUUUGGCGGGCCCUCAGGUGGUGGCGGUGGUGUUGGCGCCGGUGGCGGUUUUAACAAUUUCGCCGGCUGUCCACUCUGCGAUUCCUCCGUUUACAGUUAUUGUUCGCAGAAAAUGUUGCACGAUGGCUGUUGCUGUGAUUUUCCAGUACCCCAGCUGCGCCCUCCGCAGUGUUUCUAUACUGACUGCUCACUGUUAUAUGCUAAAUCCUGUUAUGAACACUCGCUAAUCAAGAACUGUUGCUGUAACAAUCCAUACUGAACAAAUGAUUGCACCUAGUAAAUAUUUAAAACUAAAUUGUAUUAUUUAUUUAUUUAUUAAUAAAACUAGAUUUAUUAGUGUGAGAC
This is a messenger RNA of Zeugodacus cucurbitae (melon fly), 882 nucleotides long. RefSeq lists its product as uncharacterized. The transcript has 3 exons. The coding region runs from base 341 to 796 and encodes 151 amino acids. The record is from RefSeq and is a predicted model, not a curated record. NCBI's taxonomy places the organism in Eukaryota, Metazoa, Arthropoda, Insecta, Diptera, Tephritidae.